Molecule: messenger RNA, 1656 nt
Organism: Budorcas taxicolor (takin)
Lineage: Eukaryota; Metazoa; Chordata; Mammalia; Artiodactyla; Bovidae
Gene: GLDN
Product: gliomedin
Exons: 10
Coding region: 1-1656 (551 amino acids)
Biological process (GO): signal transduction
Cellular component (GO): cell surface
Source: RefSeq, a predicted model, not a curated record
AUGGCUGCAGGCGCGGAGCGAGGCCGCGGGGGCGCGGGCAGGGGGCUGCGCGGCGCCCUGGCCGCGGUGGCGCUGCUCUCGGCGCUCAAUGCUGCAGGCACGGUGUUCGCGCUGUGCCAGUGGCGCGGGCUGAGCGCUGCGCUCCGGGCGCUGGAGGCGCAGCGGGGCCAGGAGCAGCGCGAGGACAGCGCCCUGCGCGCCUUCCUGGCGGAGCUGAGUCGCGCGCCUCGCCGGGCGCCCGCGCCACCCCCAGACCCCGCGAGCGCCGCGCGCAACAAGCGCAGUCACGGCGGGGAGCCUGCGCAGCACAUCCGUGCCGAGAGCCACGACAUGCUGAUGAUGAUGACCUACUCCAUGGUGCCGAUCCGAGUGAUGGUGGACCUGUGCAACAGUACCAGGGGGAUCUGCCUCACAGGACCACCUGGCCCAGCAGGGCCUCCCGGAGUCAGUGGAUUACCAGGACACAACGGAUCAAACGGACAGCCUGGUCCCCAGGGCCCAAAAGGCGAAAAAGGAGCCAAUGGAAAAAGAGGAAAAAUGGGGCCACCUGGAGCCACAGGAACUCCAGGGGAAAAGGGAGACCCUGGUGAGCUGGGCUUGCCUGGAAAUGAGGGCCCAGCAGGGCAGAAGGGUGACAAGGGAGACAAAGGGGACGUGUCCAAUGAUGUGCUCCCCGCAGGUGCCAAAGGUGACCAAGGCCCACCUGGCCCACCUGGCCCACCUGGGCCCCCAGGCCCUCCGGGUCCUCCAGGUCCCGCUGGAAGCAGAAGGUCCAAAGGCCCUCGGCAGCCAAACAUGUUCAACGGCCAGUGCCCAGGUGAGACAUGUGCUGUACCAAAUGAUGAUACCUUGGUUGGAAAAACUGAUGAGAAAGUCAGUGAACACCAUUCCCCACAAGCAGAAUCCAUGAUCACAUCCAUUGGAAACCCAAUACAAGUGUUGAAAGUUAAAGAGACGUUUGGGACUUGGAUAAGAGAGUCCGCUAACAAGAGUGAUGAACGCGUCUGGGUGACUGAACAUUUCUCAGGCAUCAGGGUGAAGGAAUUCGAAGACCAGCCCUCACUGCUGAACGGCAGUUACACGCUCAUCCACCUCCCAUACUAUUUCCACGGCUGUGGGCACACUGUUCACAAUAACUCUCUCUACUACCACAAGGGAGGCUCCAACACCAUAGUGAGGUUUGAAUUUGGCAAAGAAACAUCCCAAACUCUGAAGCUUGAAAAUGCCUUGUAUUUUGAUCGAAAAUACCUCUUUGCGAAUUCCAAGACGUACUUCAAUUUAGCUGUAGAUGAAAAGGGCCUUUGGAUUAUCUAUGCUUCCAGCGUGGACGGCUCAAGCAUCCUUGUUGCACAGCUGGAGGCGAGGACCUUCUCCGUGGUGCAGCACAUCAACACUACAUACCCCAAGUCCAAGGCUGGCAAUGCCUUCAUUGCCCGAGGGAUCCUCUAUGUCACUGACACCAAAGAUACGCGGAUAACGUUUGCCUUUGAUCUGUUAGGAGGGAAACAGAUCAAUGCAAACUUUGCUCUAAGAACUUCCCAGUCUGUUCUUGCCAUGUUAUCAUACAAUAUGAGAGACCAGCAUUUGUAUUCUUGGGAAGAUGGCCAUUUAAUGCUUUAUCCUGUGCAAUUUCUGUCAGCUGCGUUACACCAGUGA